CCGGGUUGUGACAUGCAACCUGGGCGUUUUUGGGGCCCGUGAUAACCUCCAAAACAAGCUUUGGCUGCGCUUUGUUGUUUCUCAUCUCCAUCACCCGUCGCAGAUUUUUUUGUCGACUGUAUUUUUUAGGCGUAUUUUUGGCGAAUCUGUUGCUCCAUCUCACGACAUUAAUUAUUUGCACAAUCAACCCUUUGCUCUACGACAUUGCCCGACUUCGUCAUCGCGAGCUGACGAAGACGGCCAACGCAGCUUGCCGAGACAUCCAGAGACACAGACACAUCAGACGACGACAUGUCGACUAAGAGUCAGCGUUCGUCGACAAAUCGACACAGGUCCACACUGUCGCUGCAAAAGACGGAAAUCGUCAUUAAUGUCUACGAUCUUCUCCAGCCGUCGCGAAUGACAUCCGCGUUAUGGACCGUCGGAUCCUCGCUAUUACACUCGGGAGUCGUCAUCAACGGCAAGGAAUACGCCUACGGAGGCCAUGAUAAGCGCGGCCUGACGGGCGUCUACUGGACAAAGCCCAAGACGGAACCCCCGGGCGGCCGGUUCACCUACGAGAUCCUGCACGGCUUCACCCUCGCCACGCCCGACGAAAUCGAAGCCACGCUACAGCUGGCGUCCAACGAAUUUCUCGGACCUUCUUAUAAUCUUCUGACAAAGAACUGUAACCACUUUACCUCGUUUCUCUGCGAGAAGCUGACAGGAACCCCUGCACCAGCUUGGCUGAACCGUGCCGCGAGAAUAGGCAUCAUGUUCCCUUGCCUAGUGCCCAAGGCGUGGAUCGAAGCUCCUGAGUAUGACGAUGUGGAGGGCGAGCUACUUGAGGACGAAGAGAGCGCGGCAAAUGAGCGCUCAAGAAUGCUGACGUAGAGUUGCCACAAGCCAAAGCCACCCACACUAAGGAGAAGAAGGAAGAACGAUACCCGAUACCGCGUUGCGUUUACUGUAUUUUGUCAUUGGAUUUUGUACGGCGCCACUGAUUUUGUUGCAUUUGAAUUGGUUUGGAUCUGUUUACUAGAUAUACGCUCACACAUUUUUGUUGUUACGGCGUGGCUCAGUCACAAAGCUAGCUCGUCUCAGUCAUUCGAAAAUCUUGUCAAUGAAAUAUGAAAUAUGUAUUGUACAAUUGAUAUCUUGCCUCGUCUUCGACCCUUUUUAAUACAAAAUGCGCCCAAGAAAAAUGAUGAUUGCUAAUUUACAGACGUCUGGGCUUCUUGCUCCUUGUUCCGGCAAACUUGAUGCGCGUCGAGUCCGUCACGCGCACAAUCUUGUCGCGCAGCACCUUGCCUUCAGGGCUCAACAGCACCUUCAUGGCCGCCUCACGGCCCUGGCCGAAGCCGCGCAUGACAAGCUCCAGCUUCUUCAUCUUCAUGGGCCAGCCAUUGUGCACGAGACGCUCCAGGACGUACUUGCCCAGCGAGUAGGCAGCGUCAAAGGUGCCGCGACGGGCAUUCUUGAAGCCAAUGUUGCCGCAGGACAGCGAGAUGAUGGCCUCGCGGUUGGGCUUUGUGCAGGAGAUGUGCGUGUUGUGCUUGUGCGAGUAGAUGUGCAGAUGGUACGGCUCGUGGUCUUCCGUCUUCUUGCUGGGCUUGCUGCCGUCGUUGCGAAGCAUGCUGGUGUCGACGGCGCUGGAUUUCGAGAGGGCCUGGAAGACGGCACUUUUGCUGAGGUCCUCAAGUGAUGAAGGGGGCUCCUUGGCUGCCAUUGGGCUGUAGAUGCUCUCGAGGAAGGAUUCCGAGUUGGAUGUCUUCUUUUCUUCGCAUCGUGUCGGUGUCGAGGAGAUGUGGCGGACGACGAUGGGAGUUGUCGCGGUGCAGGUUCGGCGGGAUAUCGACUGCGCCAUCAGGCGAGUCGUUAAUGAGCGACUCAUUUUUUAUUUGUGGUUGGGUUUUAAUGCAGCAAUUAAAAAUGCUGGAGAGAGGCUGUUUUGCUAGUAGUGGUGUUUUCGCCCCGUGCCGUAGCAGCAAACCCCGAAAGGGGAUUUUUUUUAAGCCGCCGCAGUUUUGCCGCGCUCUCAGGUACAACCGGCACCCGAGAAGCCCAUAAAAUUCCUUUUCCUUCCACCACGCUUUUCAAGGUCAGGCA
Messenger RNA from [Torrubiella] hemipterigena, 2088 nucleotides. The record is from the annotation of a GenBank genome assembly. NCBI's taxonomy places the organism in Eukaryota, Fungi, Ascomycota, Sordariomycetes, Hypocreales, Clavicipitaceae.